AAACACAUGUCAUCUUUAAUGCGCGCAAGAUUUUCAAUUUAUUAUCUCGUUACCAUCUUUGACAUCUGAAUGUCUUUGCAAAGGCCAAAAAUGUUCCGAUAUUAAUAUAAAAUGUAUCGAUUCGUUCUACAAUUCGUCUUUUGUAUGAACUAAAUGAUGAUCAGAGUCUUAGUUAUUGUGGCAUCGGUACUGCAGUCUCUCGCCAAAGAGAAUUGUCCAGAUAAGUACAGAAGACUGAGCCAAGAGCACAGUUUCUGCAAACCUCCGAAUACUCAGUGUUCUUUCGUCACCAGGGGACUGCAAGACCAAAAAGCUGAGAUAGCCGAGAUACUGAAAGCCCACAAUGAUUACCGAAGUAAGAUAGCUACCGGAAGUGAAACAAGAGCUGGCGGACUUAAGGAAGCCUCUAAUAUGCUUGAAUUGGCAUGGGACAAUGAACUUGCUCAAAUUGCGCAAAAGUGGGCGGAGCAAUGCAACUAUAAUCAUGACUGUGCUGCUUGUCGAUCAGUUAGAGGCUUCGGUGUUGGGCAGAACAUGGCGUACAGCAAAUACUAUUGCCAAGGCAAGUGUGAAAUAAGGAAGACAGAAUGGUACGAUGUAGUUGGAGAUUGGUACAGUGAAGUAGCUGAUUUUCACAAAAGAUUUGUACCGGCAUUAAAUUACACGGGUGCAGUUACAACUCAUUUCACUCAGUUAACGUGGGCGGAAACCUAUAAGGUUGGAUGCGGUUAUGUUGCUUACAAAGAAGAUGACGGUGGCAUUAAACAGUUUUAUGUCUGCGACUACGGACCGAGGGGAAACAUGAUAAAAAACCCUUUAUAUAAGGAAGGAAGGCGUUGUACAGGAUGUCCAAAAAAUUCAUGCUGUGAUAAAACUUGCCAAGGAAAAACGUAUCCCGGGCUUUGCCGAUUGUCAAGCAGUCCUCCAAUUUAUCCGAAGGAUAAAAACCUUCUCUAUUUGUGUGAUUUUCGUGCAGGUGAUCCCAAUUGCGAGUUUGAUUCGGGCAACGGGGAUAAAUGGAAACUUGCGAAAACUUCGGCAGGAAAUCUGUUGAGUGUUGUGGUGAAGGGAGGGAAGACUGCAACUGCACAUUUCCGCAAUCCAAUCCAAUCCAAGAAAGAUACUUGCAUGCUAAUCAGCCUGAGGAAGGGACCCAACGUAGCAGGAGAGAAGGAUGACAGCAGCGUUGAAGUUGAGUUUGAACAAAAUGGACAGAAAUUCCCCAUGCAAGUAUGGACCUAUCCAUGGGCUGAUUUCCUCAAGACUCCCGUACAAGUGGGAUAUGACGGGAACAUAAAAUUUUCAAUUAAAAUGAGUGUUCCUGUCGGCACCCCACCUCAGUACAUUGACAUAAAGGAAAUACAAAUUACGAAUAAACCCUGCCAAUAUGGAAAAUAAGAAUUUAAAAAUAUCCAAAAUGUCGUCUAUAGAUGUAUUCAUACAAGUGUUUAUAUUGGAUAGUGUUUUGCUACCACCCUCUUUGGAGAAUAAAUUUUGUUGUUUGAA
Molecule: messenger RNA, 1506 nt
Organism: Parasteatoda tepidariorum (common house spider)
Lineage: Eukaryota; Metazoa; Arthropoda; Arachnida; Araneae; Theridiidae
Product: CRISP/Allergen/PR-1
Source: RefSeq, a predicted model, not a curated record